Messenger RNA from Oncorhynchus gorbuscha (pink salmon), 4310 nucleotides. It is a transcript of the gene anks1ab, whose product is annotated as ankyrin repeat and sterile alpha motif domain containing 1Ab. Lineage: Eukaryota; Metazoa; Chordata; Actinopteri; Salmoniformes; Salmonidae. Gene Ontology annotation, cellular component: cytosol. The coding region runs from base 348 to 2096 and encodes 582 amino acids. Gene Ontology annotation, molecular function: protein binding. The record is from RefSeq and is a predicted model, not a curated record. The transcript is spliced from 13 exons.
UUGUAUCUGAGCUAUGGACACACGCAGCAAUCCUCUCUCUUACACGCUCCGUUUCACCAAACGGAAUAGAUUUAAUAUGUUUUAAACAUAAAUUAUUUAGUAGGCGGAUUCUUAUCAGUGUCACGACAGAGAUAUUUCCUGCCUCACUGUUUCUUACAUCACCCCUUCUGUCUGGCUUUUCCUCAGAAUUCAACAGGAAGCUCUGUACAGACUGAGACUGCUGGAUCCUCCAGUGUUUUACAGCCCUCUCUGCACUGACUAUUGGUAUAAGAAGAGAGACUGCUGCCUGAGGCCUGGGUACAGGGAGGCUAGGAUCCUAACACUGCCACACAAGCAGCUCCACAGUAAUGUCAGCCUCCCUCCUGGACGCUGAUCCCAUCUAUGCCACGGUGGACCACACUGCCAAGGCUGAGGCCAGGGAGUCGACAUUGGCUGUGGCUGUCCCUCCAGUCAGGCUGAAGCCUCCGGGGGACCUGAAGUUGACCCAGAGCCUCUCCAAGCCGGACUCAGACCUGUUGGUGUCUCCCCUGGGUGAGGAGGAUGGGGGUCUGAACAGCUGCUGUGAGUCUGUGGCUAACUGCAGUUCUGGGAACAAACAGAUGGAGAGAUCGCCCUCCUUCGCCUCCGAGUGGGAUGAGAUUGAGAAGCUCAUGAACCUGAUUGGAGCAGGCAUCGAGUCAUCCAAUGACCAGCAGCGCACCACAGAUGGGGCCUGCAGCAAAGCCCUGGACCAGCCUGUGGGAGAGUGGCUGGAGCAUGUGGGGCUGCCGCAGUACGAGAGCAAGCUGCUGCUUAAUGGCUUUGACGACCUACGCUACAUGGGCAGUAACGUGAUGGAGGACUUGGACCUUAGAGAUAUGGGAAUCACUGACCCUGGACACAGAAAGAAGAUCCUCCACGCAGCACGCAGCUUGCCCAAGGUGAAGGCCCUGGGCUGUGAUGGCAGCACCUCUCUCUCCACCUGGUUGGAUGUGCUAGGUCUGCAGGAGUACCUGCCUAACUUCCUGUCUAGCGGCUACCGUACCUUGGACUGUGUGAAGAACCUAUGGGAAUUGGAGAUUGUCAACGUGUUGAAAAUCGGCGUUCUGGGCCACAGGAAGAGGAUCAUAGCGUCUCUGGCAGAGCGGCCCUAUGAGGAGGCCCCGACCAAAUCACAGAUCUCUCACCGUCUCUCACAGAUCAGGUUUCAGGACUUGUUGUCCCAGACAGGGACCUCUGCUCUGAGUCAGAUGGACCCGUCCACCAGUCGCUCCAUGGACAUGCUCCUGCCCCUGGGAGAGGCAGGCAGGAGGAGGAGAGCCAUGGACCAGGACUGCAGUGUGUCCCUGCGCUCCUACAGCGAGAGACCACGCUCUCAUGACAGACAGAGUGACAGACAUAGGGAACCCAGUUUGACCCUUCGGCCGCCUAGCCAGUCUGCCACAUACGCUACAGUGUCCGCUUGGCAUCACCAGCCUGAGAAACUCAUCUUAGAGUCCUGUGGGUAUGAGGCCAGUUAUUUAGGAUCAAUGAUUAUCAGGGAUCUACGGGGGAUUGAGUCAACUCAAGAAGCCUGUGCCAAAAUUAGGAAGUCGAAGGACCAUUCAAGAAAGGGUCCUGUUGUCAUCCUUUCCAUCACCUAUAAAGGGGUCAAGUUUAUCGACGCAGCCACUAAGACCAUAGUAGCCGAGCAUGAGAUCAGGAACAUCUCCUGUGCGGCCCAGGACCCUGAGGAACUCUGUACCUUCGCCUACAUCACCAAGGACAAUAAAAGUGGCCACCACUUCUGCCAUGUCUUCAGCACUGUAGAAGUGACCCAGACCUAUGAGAUCAUCCUGACGCUGGGUCAGGCCUUUGAGGUGGCCUAUCAGCUGGCUCUCCAGACCAAAGCCAGGCAGUAUGUCCCAGUCCCCCCACCAUCUCUGGGGUCAGAGGUCAUUGAGACCAAAUCCAGCCGGCCUACAUCACAGCAAUGGAGCAGCAUGAGGAGAUCAACAAUUGACCCUCUGGAGAUGGACACAGACAUGCAGUCCCUGGGCAGCACCACCUGGCUCUUCAACCAGAGAGACUCCAACAAGCGCCCUGUCAGCACCAAGUACGAGACCACCAUAUUCUGAGACUGGAUCACCUGCCCCAUCCUCACCUCGCACUAGCACCCAGUUUGACCCCUGACCUCUACCGCCCUCUCUCUCUCUCACGAGCCCUGUGCCUUCUCACUGUGAUGGUAGCAUCCCUCAGGGCUGCCCCCUCUCCUUUGCCCUGCCCUACACAAACCUCACCCUGCUCUGACAUCACACAUCCCUGCAGCUCUCUCCUGUUCCUCACCCCUUGGCAGACCCUGCUCCUCCUGCAGCCACUGAUGGAGCCCCUUGACUUGUGGAUGGACCUGAACUGAACCUACAAUGGCCCUGCUCUCUCAACCGAUCUGCCUCCUCCUCCUCCCAACUACUUGCAUUUGCAUCCACCCCCUAUUAGGUUUAUCAUCAUUGAAGACAUUGUGGAUUUUUGUUCUCUUCCUGUCAUGCCAUUAUUUUCCAAGUGACUCCCUUCGGUCAAAACAAGCAUGACUUUUUUUCUAUUCAGCUAUCUGUUGAAUUUUUACCUGAUAGUAACAUGAUAAGCAUUGGCUGUACUGCCAAUGUGAACAAGAAAAGAACAAUCCUUCACAAGUACCUCUUUUUAUCUAACGCCAAAGGAGUACUAUUCUUGUGAUAUUAUCAACUUACCGUUUUGGUCCCAUAUAGAGUGGAACAAAGAACAAUAUCAUGUCCCAAACAACCUCCUCAGCCAUAAACAACAGUUUACUCCCUUCCCAAAAGGAUUAACAAUUUUGUCUUUUUAAUACCAUGUUUAUUUUUGUAUUUCACUUGUUUUUCGCUAAAGGCAAGUUCAAUAUUUUUCUUUUCCUAUCUGUAGCUUGUCCUGUCUUGCCAGGCAUCUACCACUGUGAGGCGCUGUGAGGAGACACAUCACCUGGGAUGCAUGAAAGACAAAAAAAAACUAUUUUUUCUACGCAUUUUUUUUUAUCAUACAUUGAUGGAUCAUCAAGGAAUCUUCCCUUUCCAUUCAAAAUGGAUCAAGAACUGAACCUCAAAUUCCUGUGUGCUCUUCUUGUACACAAAUGGGAGGACAACUUCAUCAUCAAUCUGCCAAGAUCAGUAGCCUUAAUUACUUCAAUCUGGCCAUCUAUCAGUUUAUCUAAAUGUAGUCAAUUGAGCAUCUCUUGCCACCAUCACACACUCUCCACACCUGCUAACUGCUACAUGCGUCUUCCAUGGUUAAAAAGACUAACAGUACUUUUGAGUUGACAACACAUGAACACUUUGGCUGAGCUGCAAGGAAGUUGUUGUAAUGGUACAGGUUUGUCCAGAUAAUACUGUCUAUAAUGCUCUGUAGCUUCACAGUGUGCAUGGUGCCUCACCAGUCAUUUUAUUACCAAGAGAGACAAUCAACAGAGACUGUUUGGCUCAUCAGAGAACACUGUGUUAAAACAUGGCACUAUCCCUUAAAAAAUGUAUUGUUUUAAAAUGGAUAUGGUUGGUUUCUUUAAUAAGAUAUGCUUUUAAGACCAGGGCUUCCUGGAAUAUAUUUAGUGAAAGAAACCAAGGGAAGCAAGACCACAAUAAUAUCGGCAUAGUAAAUAAUUUAAGUGCAAAUGUAUGAGAAAUGACCAAAACAGCAUGGUCAUGAAGGUCACGGUUGGGUAUUUCCAAGGAAUUUGAGGGCAAUAAUUGAAUUUGCCAAUUCCUGGUGAAGGAUGCAAGAUAUUCCUAAUAACAUUGUUUUAAUUUUAGACAAUUUAUGAGGCAAGGCACAUUUGUGUUGCUGGACUCCUUAUGUUGCAUCUUAUCAAGAUUACAUGGAUUGUAAUCCAUGCAAUGGCACAUAGGUUCAGCAUGAGGUACAGUAUGUUUAAACAACUUAGUCACAAAAACAUUAGCGACAGUGCCAAAGAUUCAGGCUUACUCAUGGAACUUUACAUUUGAGGGAUCAAAAUGUAAUUAGAUAUGCUUUCAUUGUGCAAAUAGCUUUUGGUUGAAAAUAUCUGUGAAACUGCAUUCUUGUUUUUCCUUUCACAGGGAUUUAUACCGCAGAUCUAGUUAUCUACACUAUAUAUACAAAAUAUGUGGACACCCCUUAUAAUUAGUGGAUUCGGCUAUUUCAGCCACACCCGUUACUAACAGGUGUAAAAUUGAGCAUACAGCCACGCAAUCUCCAUAGACAAACAUUGGCAGUAGAAUGGCCUUACUAAAGAGGUCAGUGACUUUCAAUGUGGCACCAUCACACUGUAGGAUGCCACCUUUCCACCAUGUCAGUUCGUCAAAUUUCUG